GGAUGACACAUACUAUGGGAUAGGAAAUUCUAUACAACGCUCGCUUCACGGCCCAUACUCCACCGCAGAAGCGAUUAAAUGAAAUUUUGUAGUUUAUCUACUGCCAACGCGCUGAAUUUCUUCAGAUUUAAUUUUUUUCCGCUUCAAUUUCGGCUGUUCCUGCGUCAUCAAAUUUAUUAGGUAGUGGCUUGCCCUAUCUGACUGCAUGCUUUCUCACCAAUGGACAUUCCACCAACCGAAGCUGCAUCACCUUUGAAAAGAGGUCGUUUUGUCAAUACAUAUAGGCGCUCGCCGACCACUACAAGACUAUCUUUGGAAGACCUACCAGUGGAAAUACUAUUGCUUAUAUUUGACCGCUUGGAAUAUUGGGAAGUCUGCAGAGUCUCCCAAGCCAAUAGAUAUAUCAACGAUGUAACCUCGAGUCACUAUUCAUUAUGGCGACGGGUGAUAGAUUGCAUUGAUGAAAGUGAUAACGCGCUGAAGAAAAAUAUGGUCGCCCUUCAAAUUAACUUGAUGAGACUUCGACAAGAAUUUCAGCAAAGUUGUGAUGAUCUAUUACAGCGAUUUAACGAGACCGAACAACGAAGAAUCCACAAAGAACCGUCAUGGCGUCCACCUGAAUAUGAUCAAGCAAAUACAGCAUCAAAUAGGGAUGAACAGUUGGAUUGGCCAGUAUCACCAAAAGAAAGUUGUUCUUCAUCCUCACUUUCAUCCGCUUCCACAUCACUUGACUUAUCAUCGGGAAUCGAAUCGCAUAGCCGAUCACCGCCGUUGACCAUCGUAAAUGAUGGAACCUUGAGCAUAUUGCAUCCUCAUGGCCAUGAAUCCGUUUCUUUGACUAUUCUCAGCAUUCCAGACAUUUGUAAGCAAUAGAGAGUUUGCAUUAUUAUUUUUUUCCUGAUAGACAUCUGUAUACCCCACUCCCAAUCGUCCACUAGCCCCCUUCCUUUUUUUUCCUACGUCUUAAAUUUUUCCGCAUCAUUCUUACGUACCACUUAUGGGUGGGUUUUACUCUUGCAUGAUGGCAAGCUGACAUUAUUGAAUUUUUUUUUUCUAUAUAAAUGUACCUUAUUUCUAGCGUUUUUCCCACAACCAU
Molecule: messenger RNA, 1096 nt
Organism: Umbelopsis ramanniana AG
Lineage: Eukaryota; Fungi; Mucoromycota; Umbelopsidomycetes; Umbelopsidales; Umbelopsidaceae
Exons: 4
Coding region: 220-873 (217 amino acids)
Molecular function (GO): protein binding
Source: RefSeq, a predicted model, not a curated record